Adineta steineri is the source of this 272-nucleotide messenger RNA. The record is from the annotation of a GenBank genome assembly. NCBI's taxonomy places the organism in Eukaryota, Metazoa, Rotifera, Eurotatoria, Adinetida, Adinetidae.
AUGAGACAAUUAUUUACUAUUAGUGGGCGAUAUGCAGCCACUGAAGAUGUAUCGAUUACAUCGCAGGUAUCCGGUUUAUCAUGGGAUACACGUUUGAAAGGUUUUGGAAUUUGUUUACUUAUUUGUGUUGUACUCGGAAUAAUUGUAAGUCAUUUGUGAUAAAGCGACUGAUUUUUCCGCGUUGCAUAUAUAUCGGUUAAGUUUGUGUUGUAACAAAUAAACUUGAAAGAUAUUGAUUAAAUGUGACAUUUGCUUUAAUAUAUUCACAUCAU